Messenger RNA from Branchiostoma floridae (Florida lancelet), 1132 nucleotides. RefSeq names its product monocyte to macrophage differentiation factor-like. Gene Ontology annotation, cellular component: membrane. Lineage: Eukaryota; Metazoa; Chordata; Leptocardii; Amphioxiformes; Branchiostomatidae. The transcript has 5 exons. The record is from RefSeq and is a predicted model, not a curated record. Bases 260 to 844 code for a protein of 194 amino acids.
GUUCGUCCCUCCACCCAUCAAAACGCCGGUCGAGAGAAGUCUUGUCAUGUUUGGAAGGUUUCAUCUCAAAAAUCGCGAUAUCCAGCGACGAGACUAAGUUGGGAGACACGCACCUGCCCUACCCUGCCCAUAACCCCACCCCAGCGCGAGUGUCAGACCACUAGACGCCGCAGAAUGUUGCACAGAUAGCAGAUUUUGGGACGAGGCGAGACGAGGCGAGCACUUCCGGGUGCAGCGGAGGGAGGGGGGAGACAACACCAUGGUCUGCUGCGCCGGUGGGCAACAUGGCCCUCUCAAGUCCAGGUUCAUGAACCGCCCUGCUGUGGGGAACAACCCGUACAUCCCCACCCCCCUGGAGCACAUCGCUAACUGUGUCACACAUGGGCUGCUGAUCGUGCCCAGCCUCUUCGCCAUCCUCCAGCUGCUCCGAUUGGCUGACAACACCCUGCAGGUCGUCAACGCCAUCGUGUACGGGCUGGCGCUGAUCGCUCUCUUCAGCCUGUCCACCUCCUUCCACCUGCUGGCCUGGACAGGUAAACUCAGGUCUCUUCUCCAUUUUUUCCACGUGUGCGACCGCGCGGUGAUCUAUUUCUUCAUCGCGGCCUCCUACAUGCCGUGGCUCACGCUGCGGGACAGCGGCGCUCUCGGCCAAUGGGUGCACGGCGUCAUCUGGGUCCUGGCGCUGCUGGGGACAGUCUUCUCCUGCGUGUUCCUGGACAGAUGUAAGAGACUGGAGACAUCCCUGUACCUGAUUAUGGGGAUAUGUCCUUCCCUGUCUGUGUUCUCCAUGGUGAGUAACUAUGGGGAUAUGUCCUUCCCUGUCUGUGUUCUCCAUGGUAAGUAACUAUGGGGAUAUGUCCUUCCCUGUCUGUGUUCUCCAUGGUGAGUAACUAUGGGGAUAUGUCCUUCCCUGUCUGUGUUCUCCAUGGUGAGUAACUAUGGGGAUAUGUCCUUCCCUGUCUGUGUUCUCCAUGGUGAGUAACUAUGGGAAUAUGUCCUUCCCUGUCUGUGUUCUCCAUGGUGAGUAACUAUGGGGAUAUGUCCUUCCCUGUCUGUGUUCUCCAUGGUGAGUAACUAUGGGGAUAUGUCCUUCCCUGUCUGUGUUCUCCAUGGUGAGUAACUAUGGGGAUAU